Messenger RNA from Gymnodraco acuticeps, 8165 nucleotides. RefSeq names its product rap guanine nucleotide exchange factor 5-like. The transcript is spliced from 18 exons. Lineage: Eukaryota; Metazoa; Chordata; Actinopteri; Perciformes; Bathydraconidae. Gene Ontology annotation, biological process: Ras protein signal transduction; positive regulation of GTPase activity. Gene Ontology annotation, cellular component: plasma membrane. Gene Ontology annotation, molecular function: guanyl-nucleotide exchange factor activity. Bases 3076 to 4947 code for a protein of 623 amino acids. The record is from RefSeq and is a predicted model, not a curated record.
AUCGUUAAUGAGAAAGACACAAACAUUAUACAUUAGGCUAUAUUUUUAUUUUACCAGGAUGCAGCGUCAAUGUCCAGGUGUGACGCAUGCUACCACUGUCUGCUACUCUCUGCUAAUGCUAACGCUAGCUUAGCAUGGUUCUAAUGAACUUACUAGUCAACUAGGCCUACAUCAGUCACAGGGACAGGGAUAACGAUUUUCUCAAAAGCCAAGACUUACCAAUUUUUUGCGUUCAUAUAACCGUCAUUGUUCUUCAUGGAUCCUUGUUGGAAACGAUAAUCCGGCUGUUAAACAGUUAGGAGUAUAAUGUGUUUACCUGAGUGUCAAAGACGAUAACCGGAAGUGACAUUCGUUUUGAUUUUUUUAAAAUAAUCGUUUGUAAACAAAGAAAACAAUUUAUGUUAAGUCUAUGGUUGGCACAAGAUGCAUUGAUGAUACUGAGGUGAUACAUUUCCAAAUGCAUCAACAAUUUACUGUUAUGUAGAUUUUGAAUAUACAAAUAUUCAGUGAAUGGCAGAACAUUACACCACGUGAAAUAGGAUAAUUUGUUGGAAUGCUAGUUUUUAGACUGCUUUAGUUUAAUGCAGGCUAUUCUGUCAAUAAAUGCAUGUCCUUGCCUCAUAUAAAAAUAGUCUAAAUAUAUAGGAACCAGGUUAAAACCAUAUUGUAUUUAUUGUGUUGUAGAUGAAAUGUUCCUGAUUUAAAUUGGAUAAGGAAUUUGAAUAAUCUAAAAAUGGCAGUUAGUGUGUUGUUGUGACUUUUUAUAGUGCGUCUUCUUAAAGUAGGGAUUAUUAGUUACCUAUAACUUUAAAAACACAGAUGUUCCUGUAGGAGACAGCAUGCUUUUAUGUUUUAAUACUCAUGUGGUCCCUACAAAUUAACUUCCAAGUCUGAAAGGAAGCUCAUGUAUCACUUUUCUGUUUUUGCCUAAUUUAAUUUGUGCUUUAGUAAUGUAUAAAUCCAGAAAACAAGGAUUCUAGUCAUAAUUCAUACACAUGUGGUGAUUUCAUUGUUUCUGGUGUUGAGUAACUUCUUUCAUUUUUUGAGAUUGUGCAGUUGUUUAAUAUAUGUACGUGUCUGGGUGUUAUUUUGUAAAGUGUGUACUGCAACAGGCUCAGUAGAGUUUCAUCAGUGUUUCCCUCUAUUGCCGUGCCACAGGCCUACAGUAACCAUGUACCUCCCCAUGGAAGUCCCUGGUUAAAGACGGCUGUGUUUGAGCGAGCUUGCUAAAAAGUCUGACUGUAGGCAUUCUCACUUUGCAAUUCAUUUACUUGAGAAACUGGGUCAGUGGUAGCACAUUAAAGCUAGAGUUGUCUUCCUGGCGUUGUCUCACUAAGGAACAGAGAAGGAAAGAAGAUUGUUUUUUAGAAAUUCAAGGCCAACAAUUUCCUUUGCAUAGUGAAAAGGUAUAGAAUAUCCUUCUGCCUGUAUACAGUAAGAUAUAGGACAGUGGCUAGGUCUACAAGCUACAAAUGUUACAAAAGACAAUGAUGUGGUAAAAUGAAUUUCAUUUCUCAAUGAAGUCAGUUUUGUAUAACCAAUAAGCUGAGGAUUAUUCUAAGCCUAUUUUAUUAGGCUGUUGAAGUAGCAAAGGAUGAAGAGGCUUUAUCAGUGCAUUUUGAAUAUAGAGACCCCAGCUGUAAUGAAUAAUUGCCAAAAAAGAAUUUAGGGAUUUUAUUAUUUAACUGAAAUUAUGAAUGCAAAUAGUGCAUAUGAGGGCAAUGGGCAUUUUCCCAAUCAGAUAAGAGCAAAGUAGAAUUAUGGGUCUUAACCUCACAUGAAAAAGACGCACCACCUAGAGAUGUGGGACCUUUUCUCAUUCUGCAGUUUGCUGUGUCAGCAGUUUAGACCAGCAGCACAAUUGAAAGGCUUUAGAAGGACCCAGUCAAGCAUCACACUGCUGUGCUGACAGAGGGGAAAAGAUAUAACGCUAACAGAUAAAGUCUUCAUAGGAAGGAUUAAUGUCCUUGCUUUACCUUCAUCAAUAUGUGUAGGAUCACGCUGGUGACAAUCUUCAUUUAAUUAGCAAGUGUCUGACAAGUCGGUGAUCUUUAAUAAGAAGAGACGCUUUGUGCACAACGCAGAUUAGAUACAACAGUAAGGGGACAGCUCAACAAAGCUUUACUAUAGCAUCACUAGGAAUAAAAUAAAAACUCCAUUGGUACCUUACCUUCAAGGCUAAAUGUAGCUGUGUUAUUCUGCUGAAAUAGAGUUUCAAUGAAUUGGUUAGUUGAUCAGCUAAAGGAAACAGCAGCUAUUUGAUUAGGGAAUUAAUCAAUUUUUUAACAUCAAGAAUAAUUUGGUUCCACCUUUUUAAAUGUGACAUUUAACUGUGGUGGGUUGACCUAAUUAAUAAAUUAGUCUGGGUUCGUAUUUCUGGAAGAUAUAAGCAGUGUAAUACAAUUGUUGUAUUCGGGAUUGUUAGAAACGUUAUUUUGAUCUCUCUGUUUGUACACACAAACUGAAAGAUUGACAUUAAAGUUGACUUUGACAUGCCUUGAUAUUUGGGAGCCUUUAAUGGACACUUUUUCUGACAUUUUAAAGACUGAAAACAGAACAGUAAUGUAUUGUUUUAGUGCUUGUGCCUGAGUGACCUAAAACCUCCUCACACGUCAUACGUCUCCACCCUAACAAGUGUUUGACCUUCCAAUGUAAUGUCCCUCCCUGCCCAAUCCUGAAUCUACACUCUCCCCUUUGCUUUCGUGAGAUUGUGAAACUUCCUUUUUUGGGCAGUCCAGCUCACCAGAUGUUUCCUGAGUCCACUGUGUUCAUAACUCACUCCCCUCCCCAGCAGUGAAAAACAAGGGAAGGACAGAGAGAGGGGAUCUGUCAUUUAGUGAAGCCAAGCACAGAGAGAUACCUGGAUACCUUUUCUGCGUGUGCCUCUCAGCUACAGCGACCGGGAUUGACUUUGGCUGCAAUGACAUUAGAACUCACCUGGACAGCAUACACAGAAACAUAAAUACACACAUUUUUUGGCUCUACACUCUACUAUUUUUCAGAGUAGUUAGAGCUCAGAGACAGGAGCCCUACUGUUUUUUUCUCUGGUGUGCAGCCUGUAGUAGGUCGCCGGCGAUGUCGUGGGACUGUGGCCUGAAGUACAUGUUCUCCGCAUCCCCUGCACUGCAGCCGGGGAGCAUGUGUAUCCUGCAUGAUAAGGAGGAUCUGUCCCGACUGGAGAUGGUCCAGAGACUGGCCAAGGAUGGCUGCCGCUUCCUGCAGAACCACAGCAAGGGCCCGGAGAGGACAAGUGAGCCCCAGAGUGACGAGGCAGUCCGCGUGUGUCUGAGGGAGAGGGGCCGCGAUGUGCUGGUUCUCCAGAGAAUAUCGUCAGAGCAGCCAACCCUCUCUGCAUCGGCGAGGGGAGGGGGGAGAGAGGAGGCGAGGAACAGGAGGUUCGUGGUGGUCUCAGGGACCCCAGAGAAGAUCCUGGAGCACUUGCUGAAUGACCUGACAUUAGAAGAAGACCAGGGGACAUCCCAGGGCAAAGAGUCAGAUACACUACUGGAUGAUUUUCUGCUGACCUACCCAGUGUUCAUGUCAACCAGUGAUUUAUGUCAAGCUCUGCUGGGACACUAUUGCACCAAGCGCCACAGAGGGAAGGAGGACAGGAAGGAGGCUGUGGAGAGGAAACAGAAAGUCCUUCACCUGGUGUCGCAGUGGAUGGCCCUCUGCAGAGACUUCCUGAGGGACGACGAGCAUGUCAAGCUGUUCAUGAAGACUUUGUAUCGUUACGUGUUGGAUGAUCUCUAUGAGCAUCCAUCUCUGGACAAGGAUGUGAGGGAACUGCAGAAACUGUACCAGCUGCACCGCACACAUACGGUGGAUAACUAUUCCCCUCAAAGAAAGAGCAAAGCACUUUUCCACCAAUCGAGCCUAAAAGAGAACAGGCUCCAGUCCAGAGGAACACAGAGGGAGAACAAGGAAGUGCUGUGUCACGUGUAUAUCACCAUGGACUCGUUCCUGAGUAUGAGGGCCCACGGCGGGGUGGUGGCCCAGGAGCUGCUUCAGGCCGUGGCAGAGAGGAUGGACGUCCCACUCGGGGGACUGGUGCUGGUGGCUGUCACUUACAAUGGGGGGAGGCUCCUGCUGCAGCCUCAGGACAGAGUCUUCUCUGAUUCACUACGGCCGGUGGGGAGGCUGCAUGUGUGCAGGAAGGACCUGGGUGAAGUCCUGAACCCGUUCACUGACAACUCAGAGCUCCAACAGAGGACGGCACGCAUGCUCAGUUUAAACACGUGGGACGUGGCGGUCGCUCUCACCAACUUUGACUGGACCAUCUUUGCCUCAAUACACGAGCAAGAACUGGUGUAUUUCACCUUCAGUCGCCACAGCAGCAGCAGCCACACGGUGGCGCUGGAGCUGCUGCUGCAGCGCUGCAAUGAGGUCCAGCUGUGGGUGAUGACCGAGGUGCUGCUGUGCCCAACGCUCUGCAAACGGGUCCAACUCAUCAAGAAGUUCAUCAAGAUCGCUGCUCACUGUAAAGCACAGAGGAACCUCAACUGUUUCUUCGCCAUUAUAAUGGGCCUGACCACUGCAGCUGUUAGCCGCCUCAGUCAGACAUGGGAGAAGAUGCCUGGCAAAUUCAAAAAGCUGUUUACAGAAAUGGAGACAGUUACAGAUCCCUCGCUGAACCACAAGGCCUACAGGGACUCCUUCAAGAAGAUGAAGGCUCCAAAGAUCCCCUUCCCUCCUCUGCUACUGAAAGAUAUUACGUUCAUUCACGAAGGCAACAAGACGUUUCAUGAUAACCUGGUUAAUUUUGAAAAGCUGCACAUGAUCGCAGAGACAGUACGACUCAUCCGGCAGUGUCAGAAAGAUCCCAUGGGUAACGGCAUCACCCAGAAGAGCAGCACAGAAGUGCGAGCGUACAUCGACGACCUGCAUAUCAUCGACAAUCAGCAGACUCUGUUUGAACUGUCUCACAGGCUGGAGCCCCGUGCUUAGAGAGCAGCUCUCACUGCACCCCCCACUGUGUCAGCCACACUGUCUGAUUGCCAAGGAACGAUUUAUCGCCGUCUCAUCUAUCUCUCAGGACUCAGUCAGCAAUCAGAGGCCGCUCAGUCAGGAGGGUGACACCACAGAUGGGACUAAGCAGAAACAGAAGCAUAUUAGGUUAAAUGCACACGUGUUUGCAUUAGAUCCAUAAGUGUCAGUGAUUCAAAACGCCUGAAAGCAGGUCCAGCUGCACAGCCAGCAGAUCUACUUCAACCAAACUGCCUGGAAGACAUCUGUAGGUCUUGAUCCAUGUGUCGAAACCAAACCUGCUGCUAUUACUUUAGUUCUUACAGUCACAAGUUGGCCGAGCUGUUCUCAGAAUGAUACAACAGCUCCCCCUAGUGGAGAAGCAGCAGGCUGCAAUAACAGCACGUUUGAAGAUGGAAGUGCUUCCCAACUGCUAAAAAAAACACAGAACAUGAAGGUGCUAACAAAAGGUGUUGAGUUUCACUUAAGGUCCACUUAGUAGCCUUUUAACCACAUAAAUCACAUCAGUAGUGAUUGAGAUGCAGGUUCACUCAUGACACUGGACAUCUUUUUGUAUUUUUCACCAUUUAAAGAUCUGGCAGCGACAGUUUGUUUUAUCCGAGACAACCAAAGAGUAUCUCAGUCCAAUAUUGUACACACACAGGAUCCAGAUGUUCUCUUUGCCAGAUGCAGGACAUGCAUCAGUAAUGAAUCAGUACACUGUAUGUACAACAAGCUGAAUCAAGAGGACAGAUUUAGGGAAAAUGAUUGUUAAAUAUUUAACAUUUUCAUAUAUUAUUUUCAUUAUGUAUUUUUACAGAAUUCCCUUAACAUAUAUUUUUUAUCGUUGAAUCAGAGUGUAUGAGAUGGGGCAACUCAGAUGGUUUUAGAACAUUGAAUUAGAUAAUACAAAAUGUAUUUCUCUGAUGUGGGAAAAGCUUUGUGUCCUGUCUGUGAGACAUAAUCACGUACAGUAUGUUAUUGCUAAAUACCAUUAAAACGCCUGUUUAAAGUGAUGCUAAUUGCAUAAGGCUCUCCAUUUAGAUGAGCUGUGGACAAUCAGUUAUAAAUGAAGCAGCAGAUUCAUACUGACACGUGUCCGUAUUGGUCUUUAAAGUUCAGGUUAAAACACAACAUAGUGCACAUUGCAACCCAGACAGUGUUUGAUUUGUUGAGGUGUUGAGAUAUCCGCUCUAGCUGUAUGGUACAAAGAGAUUAGCAUUUGAAAAGCUCAGCAACAAUCUUUAAGAAACAUUAAAGACAAACCACAACACAAAGUUUUUUGUUUUCAUCAAAUGCUACAGAGCUGCAGCUUACAAUAUCUCAUUUAUCCUCAGUAGAUGUAAGGUUGGAAAUUGUAAGGGAUAAAUACGUUUCCUUGUGUUUCUGGGGUUAACUGUCAGUGAAGUAAAGAGCAAUAGAGUGGUGCAGGGAUGACGUAUUUACCCGGAAAUAAGCUGCGCAUGGGUUCCCUUGACAAAAAAGCAAUGGGAUUUCUCCAUAGGAUUUUGGCCAACCCGGUCUCACAGUCUGCGUACAAAUGACACGACUUUGCAAAGGCGUGCAAUAAGUCCAAUUUUGCGUGGAUAUGAUACGCUGAUAUUGCACCUCAAACAUUAAAACAAAGAGCACUGUGGCUUCAGGCUUGAUCGCCGUUCCAAUGACAGUUUUAAUGUUUGCGGUGUAAUAAACGACACAGCAGCUUAUUGGGUUUGGUUAAAUAAAUGAAAGAUAUAGAAAAUAAACGCAUGUAAUGUUCAUAACAACGUAACGUGGGAGUAUCGUAUGCACGCAAAAUCGGACUUCAGCGUAUCUAUUGCACGCCUUUACAAAAGUCGUGUCAUUUGUACGCAGACUGAAGAGAGUGGGCUGGAUUUUGGAAAAUAGCUCGAAAUAAGAUCUGUGGAAAACGAACCUGUUAGAUAAACGCACGUUUUAUUCAGCCGGAUAAUAUCCACAUGUCCACCCUACUUUUAUAAUGUUCUAAUCAUAAAUCUAAUCGCCAGAAGCAAAAUGCUAACGUUAUGUUAUAAACGAACUAGCCUACAGCCGAGUACAGCAGGGUCGCAUGACUUCAACGUCACGCCAACUUAAGAUCGAUAUUCAAAAAUACAGACUCAAAAUUGUACAAGUUGAAGCUUUUGUUUUAACAGUUUGCAAGAGCGCAGGUACUUGCUUUCAAGCAGACCAGAGCAAACAAACUUAGCGGGAGUGUUCGGUGUAAUGAUGACGUACAACGUCCUCGACAACUUCCAUAGUCCUAUUCAGCCACUUGUUAACAACCAUCGUUUUUCAGACACGUACACUCUUCAAAAAUCACCAGUGGGGUCACUGCUGAUGUAUUUAAUGUCGGAGAACAAAACGUGAUCCGUCUCUUAAAUUUGUGUCAACCACAGACCUUAUUUCCAGCUAUUUUCCAAAAUCCUAUGGAGAAAUCCCAUUGAUUCUGAGACGAGGGAACCGGAAGUGGUAAAAUCAUUGGGUAAAAUGCUGACUCACUUCCGGGUUUUAGGACUCGUCACUGCACCUUCUAUUAUAUGGCUCUGCACCACUCUAUAGCAAAACAAAUACUACAGCACCUUCUGGACAAAAACAGUAGAAAAUAGAAGCCAUUUGCUUAUGUACAGUGUGUAGUAAAACUACUGUAAACAUAUACAAUGUGUAGUAAUACUACUGUCUACUCCUGUACAAUGUGUAGUAAUACUACUGUAUACUCCUGUACAUUGUGUAGUAAGACUACAGUAUACACUUGUACAAUGUGUAGUUUUAGAAGAUACUGUACGCUAUUUAUUCUCUAGAUCGGUCACCUGAAAAUUCUCUUUCGUCCUGAAGUUAGGCCGUUUUAAGUAGGCGUUGUGAAGUGGCAUUUUUUUAAAUCUUGAAAUAGUAUUUUAAUUGUUGGAUUUUAAAGCCCACAGUUAAAAUUGAGAGACAAUUGGGUUAGCAGUAUCUUACUUUGAAUUUAAUUUGUAUCAUCAUUAGUUUGAUUUUAUUUGUACUGUAUAUAUUUUGCAAUUCUGGAUACAGAUAUUUAUUUAUUUCAGAAUUAUUUAUUUGUUCUAUAGAUAUGACUUCAACUUCUUUGGUUUGAUUUUGUGUUUUUUGUACGCACCGUUUAAAGGCUGGUCUGCGUGAUAUGGUAAGCCAUGGAGGGACCACCAUUGUGAACUGUGCAUGCAAUAAAAUAUUUUUCCUCAUCA